Nematolebias whitei (Rio pearlfish) is the source of this 1892-nucleotide messenger RNA. Its product is annotated as atlastin-2. Lineage: Eukaryota; Metazoa; Chordata; Actinopteri; Cyprinodontiformes; Rivulidae. The coding region runs from base 25 to 1722 and encodes 565 amino acids. Gene Ontology annotation, molecular function: GTPase activity; GTP binding. Gene Ontology annotation, biological process: endoplasmic reticulum organization; protein homooligomerization. The transcript is spliced from 13 exons. The record is from RefSeq and is a predicted model, not a curated record.
CACAAGCCGACGCUUCCUUUAAAGAUGACUGAGGGCCGCUGUGAAAAUAAGUUUACUGAAAACUCAGGCUUUGGUGACAGCCCCAUCCCCUCACCAGACGAAGGCAUCGAGGAGGAUAAGGCUGUGGUGGAAGAGGAAAAGGCCAAACCCGUCCCGAUUCUUUUGGCCAAUUUAGACGAGCACUCAUUUCAGCUGGACACUUCUGCGCUGGAAAAGAUCCUGCUGCAGGAUCACGUGAAGGACCUGAACGUGGUGGUCGUGUCUGUGGCCGGCGCUUUUCGCAAGGGCAAGUCCUUCCUGUUGGACUUCAUGCUGCGCUACAUGUACAGUCAGCAGAGUGACUCAUGGAUAGGAGGCGAUGAUGAGCCCCUGACAGGGUUCAGCUGGAGGGGAGGCUGCGAGAGGGAGACCACAGGAAUUCUGCUCUGGAACGAGGUGUUUGUGGUCGACAAGCCUGACGGCAGCAAGGUGGGUGUGCUUCUCGUUGACACUCAGGGAGCAUUUGACAGCCACUCCACCAUGAAGGACUCUGCCACUGUGUUCGCCCUCAGCACGAUGACCAGCUCUGUCCAGGUGUUUAACUUAUCACAGAACAUACAGGAGGAUGAUCUGCAGCAUCUGCAGCUCUUUACAGAAUAUGGCCGGCUGGCAAUGGAAGACAUUCACCUGACACCUUUCCAGUCCCUAAUGUUUCUGAUUCGAGACUGGUGUUAUCCUUAUGAUUAUGAGUAUGGACUGGAAGGAGGAAACGCUUUCCUGGAAAAAAAAUUACAGGUUAGAGAAAAGCAACAUGAAGAGCUGCAGAAUGUGAGGAAGCACGUCCAUUCCUGCUUCUCUAACAUCAGCUGCUUCCUGCUGCCACAUCCUGGCCUCAACGUGGCCACAAACAAGAACUUUGACGGCAGACUGAGAGACAUACAGGAGGAUUUUAAAACUGAGCUGGCCAAGCUGAUGCCUCUCCUCCUGGCCCCAGAUCGAUUAGUAGAAAAGGAGAUUGCCGGGAAAAAAGUCACCUGUGGGGAACUUGUGGAGUACUUCAGGUCCUACAUAAAGAUCUACCAAGGUGACGAGCUUCCUCACCCAAAGUCUAUGCUGCUGGCAACUGCAGAGGCCAACAAUUUGACAGCUGUGGCAAGAGCCAAAGACUCGUAUAACAAAAACAUGGAGAAGGUUUGCGGAGGGGGCAGGCCCUACAUGGCGCCGGCUGACCUGGAGUGCCACCACAAGGAGUUGCGCGAAGAAUCUGUGAAUAUUUUCCGCUCUGUGAAAAAAAUGGGCGGCGAAGAAUUCUGCCAGCGCUACCAAACACAGCUGGAGUCUGAGCUGGACGAGGUCUACGGCAACUUCGCAAAGCAGAACGACGGCAAAAACAUCUUCUACGUGGCUCGCACCCCCGCCAUGCUCUUCGUCGUCAUGUUUGUCACCUACAUGAUCUCUGGCAUCACGGGCUUCAUCGGCCUGAGCACUCUGGCUUUGCUGGCUAAUCUGGUGACGACCGUGACGCUGCUGCUGCUCUGCAUCUGGGGAUACGUGAAGUAUUACGGAGAGUUCCUGGAAGCAGGGGAGUUGAUAGACCAGCUGGCUGAUGCACUCUGGGAAGAGGUUCUGAAGUCACAAAUUGAACAUUACAUGAAGGACAACGUCAGACAGACAGUGGUGAACUCAAUCAGAGCCAGCCUAACAGAAACGGGCUCCAAGCAGACCAAGUUAAAGACUCAGUGAUCCUCUCCACCACCCCCCAUCGCCCACAUGCUGUCCAGCUGUAGAACUGUGGACUUAGUUCAACACCAAAGCUGACCUUUUCUUUUUAUUUAAUUUUUUACUAUUUUUCUCUGGACGACCUCUCUUUGCUGCCCUGGUUUUGUCUGUAGCAGACUUGCAGCCCCCCCCCC